GAAGAAGAAAAAACAUGGCAAUUUUACUGGGAAGUUACAGUUUACCCUUUCUUGGAGUUAGCGUUUUCAUCGCAGCUCUGACCUACAUUACCUACAACCUGCUGAGCAGUCAUUUCCAUAAAUGGUUCAAGAUGAAAUCUAUUCCUGGGACAGGUUCAGCAUACCCCUUUAUUGGAGAUGCACUGUUGUUCAAAACCAAUGCAGGAGAAUUCUUCAAUCAAAUUGUUAACUUUACAUAUGAGUUCAGAGAUGCACCAUUGUUUAAUAUCUGGUUUGGACCAAUUCCAUUGGUUGUCCUGUUUCAUGCUGAAACAGUUGAGAAAGUUCUGAGUAACCCUGUUCACCUCGACAAGGCUUUUCCAUACAAAUUCCUCCAUCCUUGGCUUGGAACAGGCCUUUUAACCAGCACUGGGAAAAAAUGGAGACAACGAAGAAAGAUUCUGACACCGACCUUCCAUUUUUCCAUCCUGACUGACUUUUUGCAAGUAAUGAACGAACAGGCAGAAAUUCUGGUGGAAAAGCUGGAGAAGAAAGCGGGAAAAGGUUCUUUCAACUGCUUCAAUGACAUCACCCUAUGUGCACUGGAUAUUAUCUGCGAAACUGCAAUGGGAAGAAAGAUUUACGCACAGAGUGAUUCUGAAUCUGAGUAUGUUAAGUGUGUAUACAGGAUGAGUGAUAUUGUCAGCCUGAGACAAAGGACACCUUGGUUUUGGCCUGAUUUUAUUUACUACUUCUUUGGUGAGGGUAAGAAGCAUGACAAGACACUGAAGACCCUCCAUUCUUUUACGUAUAAAGUGAUAAAGGAAAGGUCUGAAAACUUGUCCUACAUUGAAUCAGACAGCGACUCUGACUAUUUCAAGAAGAAGCGACAGGCCUUUCUAGACAUGCUCCUGAAGACCACAGAUGAAGAUGGAAACAAGUUGACCCAUCAGGACAUUCAAGAGGAAGUGGACACCUUUAUGUUUGAGGGUCAUGACACCACGGCUGCCUCCAUGAACUGGGCCCUCCAUCUGAUUGGAAGCCAUCCAGAGGUGCAACGAAAAGUUCAGCAAGAGCUGCAGGAAGUGUUUGGUGCAUCAGGCCGACCCAUUAACACAGAGGACCUAAAGAAACUAAAAUACCUGGAAUGUGUCAUUAAAGAAGCUCUGCGGCUGUUUCCCUCUGUGCCCUUCUUCGCCCGAAGCCUCUGUGACGACUGCAAUAUUAAUGGUUUCAACGUCCCCAAAGGAGCGAAUGCGAUCAUCAUUACAUACACUCUUCACCGUGAUCCACGAUACUUUCCAGAACCAGAGGAAUUCCGGCCCGAGCGUUUUUUUCCUGAGAAUUCAGUUGGAAGGCCCCCGUAUGCAUAUGUCCCUUUCUCUGCUGGACUCCGCAACUGCAUAGGUCAGCGUUUUGCACUGAUGGAAGAAAAAGUGGUUUUGGCGUCCAUUCUGCGUAACUUCAAUGUCGAGGCCUGUCAGAAACGUGAGGAAAUUCGCAGAGUGGGGGACCUCAUCCUGCGACCAGAGCAGGGCAUUUGGAUCAAACUGGAAAAGAGAGAACCACUUGCUCCAUAAAAUCAGC
Messenger RNA from Cyprinodon variegatus (sheepshead minnow), 1566 nucleotides. RefSeq names its product cytochrome P450 4V2-like. The coding region runs from base 15 to 1559 and encodes 514 amino acids. The transcript is spliced from 11 exons. Gene Ontology annotation, molecular function: monooxygenase activity; oxidoreductase activity, acting on paired donors, with incorporation or reduction of molecular oxygen; heme binding. NCBI's taxonomy places the organism in Eukaryota, Metazoa, Chordata, Actinopteri, Cyprinodontiformes, Cyprinodontidae. The record is from RefSeq and is a predicted model, not a curated record.